This is a messenger RNA of Leucoraja erinaceus (little skate), 4996 nucleotides long. RefSeq names its product UBX domain protein 10 (gene ubxn10). The transcript has 2 exons. The coding region runs from base 69 to 881 and encodes 270 amino acids. Gene Ontology annotation, molecular function: ubiquitin binding. Gene Ontology annotation, cellular component: endoplasmic reticulum. NCBI's taxonomy places the organism in Eukaryota, Metazoa, Chordata, Chondrichthyes, Rajiformes, Rajidae. The record is from RefSeq and is a predicted model, not a curated record.
ACUCGUCGCCCUGGGAACGACGCCGCUGCGGCACGAGUGUGGUGUCGGCGACGGUAUGAAAGAGUGAAAUGGCUGCUGCAGAACCUACCAGUAGACCACCCUCUGGGACCAAAAGCAUUUCCUUUGAUCUGCCUGUACACUCCAUCGCAGAUCACGAAGCCAACAUCAUGAAUGUUCCCAGGCCUAAAUCAGCCAAAGGCCGGUCUCGGUCUAACUCUGCUUAUGCUCACGGUGCAGAGGCUUGUUCGAUUCCCAUUCCAGUCUCAACUACUUUUGGCGAUCGGAACAGCUGCCCAUCGCCUUCGCCCCCGGAGCUAUAUCCUCCCUCCAGGACCAUGCGAAUGUCCAAAGAGGAAUUUCCGGAGCUCCUCCAUCAAAUUCCUUCUCGGCCGUCUUCAUCGUUAAAUAGGUACAGAGUUUUGCCAUCCAUUGUGAAGAGGGAAUCCAGUAAGGCUGGAACAGAGACUCCGGACCACAAAAACAGUCGGCCGAAUUUGCAUGUUGACCUCGAAGAAAAAUUAAAAUUACACAAGGAAAAGAAGCCAAGUCAUUUUAAAUCGAACACUGCAGCUUCCAAAGCACACUCGCGCCAGAGUCCAGCAGCCGUUCCGCCGGAUGAGCCUUCAGACACCGAACCAAGAUUGCAGCUUGCUGUGAGGUACCCUUCAGGCCAGAGGUUCGAGAGUUGCUUCAGACCCUCAGACACACUACAAACAAUCCUGUCUGUAGCUGAACGGAAGAGUAAUGGCAACUACAAGAACUCUGUGGUCGAAACAAUGGAUGUGCCUCGGAGGAGCUUCUGUGACCUGACCAAGACACUGGAGGAAUGUGGCAUUCAAAAUAAAUCAGUAAUUUGCAUCUUACAAGGUGACAGUGAUUAGUGGUCGUGCUGGUGACUUGUGUAUCCUGUUUUUUCUAUUGUGAAAUGCAAGAUGAUGACAUACCUAUCGACCACCACAAAUAUUUCAAAAUCCCACCUUAAGUAAUUAAGAUUUCUGAGCGUAAAUCCAAUAGCAGGCUGUAAAAUUUGAAUGGCAUGUUCUUGAAUUCUGACGAAAACUGAUCAACAGUGUAAAGGUUGAGAAUUGGGGUUAUAAUCUACAUUUUCUGUAGCUUCUUGAGUGGGGAAUUGCCUAGUAAUUAUGCAACUGCUGAGACAGUGAAGAAAACUAAAUUACAAGAGUUUGUGGAUAAUAUAUAAUCCCAAAUGACUAUUAAAAUAACGGGGAACCUUAGUGCAUAUCAAGUAUGAUGAAUUGCAUGUCUACUCUUGCUGUGGUCUUUCCAAGUGAUGUUAUUUCUCUGAGGGAAUACCAUGUAACAUGACUGUUUCAUCCUGACUUAAUUGUGCUGGGAAUCUUCAAGAUGCACGUCAGAGGUCAUUGGCAAAAUCUGUAACCACGACAAAAUGACUUAGUUGGGAGUAAUGAACGGAAGAUAGCACAUAUAGUCUGCUAGUAGACACAAAAUGCUGGAGUAACUCAGCGGGACAGGCAGCAUCUCUGGAGAGAAGGAAUGGGUGACGAUUCGGGUUGAGACCCUUCUUCAGAUUGAUCAUUUCAGUCGACACAUCAAUGGACAGACUCCAACAUUUUGUGUCUACCUUCGAGUUAAACCAGCAUUUGCAGUUCUGUCCUACACAUAUAGUCUGCUGCCUUGAUCAACAAUCUGCAGCAUUUUCAGAUGCAGUGUCUUCACUUACAGUCAUAUAUAUUUAGAUGUGCAGCUUGUAAUAGUUAUUGGGGCCAUUCCAACCCGGAUCAAAGCAAAGCCGUGAUUCAUCCCAGUUCUUCAGAGUUUUCCUAGCAUAAAGCAAGCCUUUAAGUUCUUUAUUGCUGGGGUGCCAUUGGUCAGUGAAGGAUACACAGUGCCACUCCCCAUUACUUACCUGCACUCUCAUUUCUUUCACCAAGCAGAACUGCUGAAUGAAGUGGCUUUCUCCAAAGAGUGCCACCUCUUUAGGAGUUCCUGCCUUGCAGCGAGAUCUCAUGGUAGUGAUGGUGUUUUUGAAAACAUCUUGUGCACAAUUGCAGUCUGACUGUGUUACAAUUCCAGCAUUGUCAAUGUGCUGCACAUUGCCUCCCCCCAUAGGUUUGACUGAAGCGUGUGUGGUGGCCCCAUGCUGAAUGCAUUUGUUUAUGCACCACCAUUUCAAUCCAACCUCUUUCGCCGAUGCACCUAUUAGAUAUUUCAACUUCUUUAGGGCAAUACAGUAAGCUGUAUUAGCGGUGGAAAGUUGCACUGGAAAUUCCGUGUACAAUUUUUCGAAAUAUUUUCUUUUGCCCUCAAGACUCGACUCUAAAUAAUGAAAGUUUAAAUGGUGUUGCUUGGGACAUUGAUGUUUGCUACAACCACACCGUAAGCUGAUCACAUCAUCAGUGCUGACUGAAACUGUGUGCAUGAGAAAAUAUACAAGCACAAAAUAUACUGCUGUGACAGAAAGGGUAAUUUAAACUAAAGGAUAGACUAAGAGGCAUAAGAAACUGGAAUCUUUAGCUAGAUACCAAGUGCUAGAGUAACUCAGCGGGUCAGGCAGCAUCUGUGGAGGGAAAUGGAAUCAGGCGAUGUUUCGGGUCGAGGCUCUUCAGUCUCAUUCUGAAAAAAGGUCCAGUGCCAAAAUAUUGCCUGUCCCUCCACAGAUGCUGCUUGACCCACUGAGUUGUUCCAGCACUUCAUGUUUUGUAUAGGAUGGGCUUUUUCUAUCUCCCAGCUCCCCCAUAAAAGUAGCAAGGGAUAAAUGGAAAGAGCUUAAUUUAAUGUAGCCGAGGGCAGUGAUUCAGAGUUUUAAGUUUUCCCUUUUGACUUGUCAAUCACUAAGUGAACAACCGAUCAGUUCAUGCUUUUGAUCUACAGGUAGAAAUAACUUUCAUGUUCAAAUGAUUUUAAUGAAAUUUUAAUAUAUUUUAUAUUUUGACUUUUCUGAUUGCCUUGACUGGACACAUACCAACUUGCUUAUAUUAUUUUAAUGAUUUACAUACUUGUGAUAUAGCACAGAAGAAUAUAGAGCUGGAAGAAUGUAGCAAAUAAUUUUACCGAAUAGUUUUGAUAUGCUGAUUUACUAGAGAUUUUGAUCAAACCCAUGACAGGUUUUACAAUCCUUCAUCCAAAGAUACUUGGUUUUCAAAUGGAAUAUUUACAUUUUAUUUCAGAAGUUCAAAGAACCAAACUGCAAUACAUUUUCAAUAUUUUCAGUUUGAUUUCACUCUUGUGAAGUCAGUCUUGUAUAUUCUACAAGUAACAAAAGUGUCACCUCUCACUGGUUCGCUUUCAGUAAUGUAAUCACCAAGUGCAGGGUAACAGGCCACAAGAUAGCUGCUGCUGGGCAAGUGGUAAUUUCAGCCCUUCAAAUCCAUGCCAACUCUAUUUGCAUUUGGCCUCACUCUGACAGUAGAGGAGGCCCAGGACAAAAAGAGAUGCUGCUUGGCCCGCUGAGUUACUCCAGCUUUUCAUGCCUAUCUUUGGUGUAAACUAAUAUCUACAGUUCCUUCCUACACUAAUUAAGGGCAAUCUAGCUAGUUACACAUUCCAUUGUCCUGCAACUGAUUGGCUUUCAGAUCCUUCACCAGUCAUCUGGACAAUACAGUUCUCUUCUGACCUGCCCAAUGUGUUCUAGGUCUUACCACUUGCUGCAGAGAAAACCUUUCCUAAUACCACUUUUGUUUCUUUUGAUAAUCGCUACAUUAUAGUAGUUCAUGAUUUCUUUACCAAUGGGAACAGUUUAUCUCUGCCCACUGUCCUUUCCCUCGUGAUUUAUUUGCCCCCCCCCCCCCAUUAGUUUUCUCAAUGGCUCUCUUACAUCACAGUUCCACUGACCAGGAUGUGAUCUAAACCUUCAGUGUUUGUCUAUCUGAAAAUUACAGGAUUUCCCCAGGUGCUCUACAUUCCUCCCACAUCCCAAAAGUGUACUGGUUGGUAGGUUUCUUGACUACAUCAAUUCUGCCAAAUGUAGGCUGUAGAACAGCACAUCACUGUAUACGCACUUCAGCCUGUGAUGUCUGUGCUGGUGGAGAUGGAUGGUAGAAGAACCAGAGUUGGUGGACCUUUAAAAGAGAAUAGCUGGAAGAAUAGGAUCAUUCUGAGACCCGUUUAGAGGAAGACCAUUCAGCCCAUUGAUUAUGUCAAAGGAAAUACCAAUUAGAUCUCCUCACAACCUCUUUUGCAAGGAGAACAACCCUUGCAUCUCCUCUGCUCACUUAACUCGGAUUCCUCAUCCCGGGACUUCUGGUGAAGCCCAUCUAUACCCCCUACAAAGCCUCACACCGUCCCUAGAGUCUGGCAUCUAGAAGCAGUGAUUGUGAAAGAUUCAUCAUGACCUCGGGCUCUUGGAUGCUGUGUCUCCCUAAAGCAGGAUAUCAUAUGCUUUAAUCACUUUCUCAAUGUGCCCUGUAGUUUUCGACAAGCCACACAAAUACCCCCCACCUCUUAUUGUUACUCCUCUUUCAGAAUUGUGUUUCAGUGGUUGUGCAACGAUCAAAUUACCGGACUAGUAAUACAGAGACUUGGAUCCUAUCCUGACAGCUGUGGAAUUAAAAUUGUUAAUAAUCUGGAAUUAAAAAAUCUAGUCAUUAUUGGCGGUAACCACAAACUAUUGUUCCACUUGGCUUGACUCAUUUCCUAGAACAAGCAAUGGCACCUCCCUUGUUAGCUCAGAAGCAUACUGGUCUAUCAAGUACUAAGCACAGAGAUAGCACAGCAAUACAGUGACCCAGUAUCAACUCUGACCCACUGUGCUAUGUGGAUUGUACACAGUCUCUCUGAAACUGAUUUAUUUGUAUAUAUUAUUUAAUAAUCAGGAUUCAUUAUCAUCUGAUUUAGCAAAUGUCAUUAGAAUGUAGAAUAUUACAGCAUAGGAACUGGCCCUGUGGCCCACAAUGUAUUAAGAUUACGUUUCAACUGGGAAUGCAGUCACCCAACUAGUCAGAUGUUUUUCUCCUAAUGUUAUUACAUUUGUGGUUUAACUCAUACCUUUGUUCAAAUAAAAGCACACAUUUUGAUA